Messenger RNA from Photinus pyralis (common eastern firefly), 2668 nucleotides. RefSeq names its product RNA-binding protein 33-like. The record is from RefSeq and is a predicted model, not a curated record. NCBI's taxonomy places the organism in Eukaryota, Metazoa, Arthropoda, Insecta, Coleoptera, Lampyridae. The transcript has 9 exons. The coding region runs from base 147 to 1883 and encodes 578 amino acids. Gene Ontology annotation, molecular function: RNA binding.
UUGGCUAUGGUGCAUAUAUAUAUGCUAUGGUGGCGUCUUCCCCAUAAAAAAUAUUUGCAUGUUUUGUUAUUGUAAACUUAAUUUUUCCAUCUUCGACGAACACAGCCUUUAUAUAGUUCGUACAUCACAAUUUACAAUAUAAAAGAAUGAUGGAUACAGACUCGGACGCCUUAUUAUUGGAUAAAAUCGGUGGCAAAUACGGUGAGGAGGGUAGUGAAUAUGGGGAUCUUGCUAAUGCAGAUGAAGAUGCGCUUUUAGCGGACGAUGAGUUGUUAUUAGAUCAGGAUUCGGACACUCUUGUCCUUGAAGCUUCAGAGGAUGUUGAAUUGGAAGAUCUAGAAGACAAAAAUAGCUCAGCACAACCAGUGACUUCUACAACAAAACCUGAAGCUGAUCUAUCAAUUUUAAAUUCAAGUGAACAGGAAGAUCGAGAACGAGAGGAUAGGUUUAAAUCUGAACGACAAAUACCAUCUUCCAGAUCAAGCAAUAUUCCUGAUUCUCUUGAUAAGGUGCAAGUUGUUUCAUCCCUGCCAACUGCACGCAAUGGCAAACGAGGUAUGGGCACAUUCAGACAGAGAGGAAGAGGUGGCAGUUAUUCAAAUCGUAAUGCACAAAAUCAGACUGUAUUAAUUAAUCCCCAUUUCAAGGGCCACGUGAAAAUUAAUAACAAUACACGUUUGGCAUGGGAUGCACGCCACAAGACUAAUAAUAACCAUCAAGUGGGACGGAUAAUGCCAUUUUCGCAGAACCGAAAACAGAAUCAGAAUGUGAACAAUAUUCAACCGUGGAUUCAGACCUAUCAACCCAUGACUGUGCCGCAGAAUGUACCCCAAUUUCAACAACCUCCACCCCAAGUUCCGGUAUUUCAGCAGAACAUUCAUCCACCACAGGUCAAUGCUUGGAAUCAGUAUCAACCAAACUCAUUUAAUGAGGUUCCACAACAGAUGAUGAUGCAACAACCUCCCCAAAACAUGUUUACCAACCAACAGAUGCCACCGCAAUUCAAUCAGCCUCCUCCACAAUUCGGAGGACCUCAAUAUCCUCCACCCAUUUAUUCAGGCCCCGUUCAAAAUACAUCUUUUUGCAACAAUCAAUUUUUAACACCUCCCAACCAAUUUCGUCCGAGCGAUCAAGUGUACCCCACAUUCCCGCAAGUGCAGCAAAAUCAGUACAUGCAAAACGCUCGCGGUCCUCCGCAAUAUAACCCUCCGGCUAACGAAUUUAAUAAUAAUCGUAUCAUUAGACCGAAGCAGUCGUUUACGCAUGCGGCCAAGAACUACAAACGAAAAAUCGAGAACGCGGAGACGCGGAAGAAGAAGCGAAAUUUGGCAUCUACAAAUUUGCACGAAGUUCGCACUAUUGAAACGCCCGACACUACCGUGAAAGAGGAGAAAGUUGAAGAGGAAGAAGACGAAUACACGCGCGAGUACAAAUUGCAUAUAGAAGAACAGAAACGGAAACGUGAACAAAUACUCAAGUUAAAAGAAGAGCGGAGAUUGAAGUCCAUUCAAGAAGGCAAAAGUGGUAAUCUCAAAGAUGACGUAGAAAAAAUGGUUACUGAGCAACAAAACCCACCAAUCCUGAAACAACAGUAUAGUAAUCUGAAAGAAGUACGGCUGGGCCCAAAGGUUACAAAUUCACCCAAAAUCCAACAAACCGUCAUUCGUCCGCAAACUUUUAAUAAUAAUAUAAAUACUGAUUCAAAUUAUGAUAAACAGCAUUUAGCAUCAUUUUUGAGUAAUCGUAGGAUACUUACUAAGGACCAGUCAUUAAUUGAUACGUCAAUAGUUGUUAUAAGUAAUUUAGCAGCUGGUACCACCGACGUUAGGUUGCGAAAAAUGUGUCAGGGGAUCGGUGACAUAAAGUUUAAUUUAACUUGCUAGACUAGAAAACACAUUCAAUCGUUAUUUUUUGUGAUUCAACACAUACCCAUAUUCUGAAGUAGAUGAUUCACCACCGCAGACUUUUUAAGCAAAUUAUAGGUGUCUUGGCUUAAACUAGUUUAUAUUGUAACAUGGUUACCAAAUUUGAGAUGUAAUUAUUUGAUUAUUUUGCACAUUGUUAUAGAACCAAAAGUUACACAGGGCGGAGCCAGAAUUUUACUUGCAAAUUUUUAUAACCAUGCUCUUUGGAAAUCAACAUACAUUGGGGUCCUAUUAAAACGUCAUAGUAGGUGAUCGCAGUUCAAGCUUCACAUCAAUGGAACAAUUUUUCUUCUAAAUAGUCGAUAAUUUACCAGAAUAUGCUAGUAAGCGAACUUUUUGGAUCACUACUAGCCCUGAACAACAAAAAUUCAAUGAAAAAUCCUGUCAAUUUUCAUCAGUCUGCUGUUUCACUUCAUUGAUAAACUCACUCUUUCAAAACAAUUACUGGUUAAAAGUACACAUGUGCAAUGUAUAUCAGUUAAGUACAUUCAUUUUUUUUGUUAAAUAUCAUUAACAUUAUAUAGGUACACUAGAUAAUUAAAAACUGUUUCUUAGUUUCGCAGCGACAUUUGUUGUGUGUUCACACUUUUAUGUUUUCAGAAGCUUCAAAUGUCUCCUAUGGAGCGACAGGCAACAAUUCAAUUCAAUAGUGUUGCUUCCGCUCAUGCAUUUUUUAAGAAAUACCAACGCACAAUGCUCGACUUGUCCAUGAUCCAAGUUACACUAAAACCAGUAUCCUAAUU